This is a messenger RNA of Aspergillus brunneoviolaceus CBS 621.78, 1156 nucleotides long. RefSeq names its product putative Coatomer subunit epsilon. The coding region runs from base 43 to 1023 and encodes 326 amino acids. Gene Ontology annotation, biological process: endoplasmic reticulum to Golgi vesicle-mediated transport; retrograde vesicle-mediated transport, Golgi to endoplasmic reticulum; intra-Golgi vesicle-mediated transport. The transcript is spliced from 5 exons. Gene Ontology annotation, cellular component: COPI vesicle coat. NCBI's taxonomy places the organism in Eukaryota, Fungi, Ascomycota, Eurotiomycetes, Eurotiales, Aspergillaceae. Gene Ontology annotation, molecular function: structural molecule activity; protein binding. The record is from RefSeq and is a predicted model, not a curated record.
CCUCGAUUCGACAUUCGAAUACUUCCUGAAAUUCUCGCUACAAUGGAUCCAUUCUCAGCAGAAGGCGGUAUGUUUCUUGACCCUAAUGACAUUCAAUGCCCCCUUUACCCCCUCCCUCAAGCUCUUCAUCCAUUCCCAGCAACCGCAACCGCAACCCAAUUGAUCAACAUCCACAAUGCCUUUCACCAAGGCCAAUACCCCGCCGUGAUCGACUUCGACCCCGCGGCCCUCUCCCCGGAGAACCAGCUCCCCGCCCGCAUCCUCCAGCUCCGCGCCCAGAUCGCGCUGGGCCAGUCCGCCGCCGUGCUGGCCGAGCUCGCCGGCGAGGACGACAGCAACCCGGACCUGGCUGCGGUGAAGGCCCUGGCGCAGCAGUCGGCCGGCGACCUCGAAUCGGCGCACACCCUCGCCCAGGACCUCGCCGAGAACUUUCCCGACAACGGCACCGUGCAGGUCCUGGCCGGCACGGUGCUGCAGGCCCAGGGUCACAGCGAGGAGGCGCUGGCGCUGUUGGCUAAGCAUCAGGGGAGUUUGGAGGCCGUCGCCUUAAUCGUGCAGAUCCACCUCCACCAGAACCGAUCCGAUCUCGCCCUGAAAGAAGUGCAGGCCGCCAAGCGCUGGGCGCAGGAUUCGCUGCUGGUCAACCUGGCGGAAUCGUGGGUGGGGUUGAGAGUCGGCGGCGAGAAAUACCAAGCGGCCUUCUACGUCUACGAGGAACUGGCCUCCGCGCCCGGCACCGCCGCCCCGCUGUCGAUCGUCGGCCAGGCCGUCGCCGAGCUGCACCUGGGGAGACUGCCCGAGGCGGAGGCGGCGCUGUCCACAGCGCUGGAGAAAUACCCCGACGAGGCGGAGGUGAUCGCCAAUGCGAUUGUGUUGAAUGUCCUCGCCGGCAAAUCGGCGGAGGAGUUGGAAGGACGUCUCCAGCAGACUCAUCCAUCGCAUCCUCUGUUGAGCGAUAUCCAGGAGAAGAGUGAUCUCUUUGACUCUGCGGCGGCUAAGUACGCCCCUAGGGUGUUGGCCUAAGUUGGCUAGGCGCUGCUGUGUUUUGACUUUGCAUUUGUCUCCUUUAAGUUUACAUUUAGUACUACCACCCUCUAGCGCAAAGUUGCUCUUUUCAUGAUGAAUCGAUACGAUGGCAUAGCUUUCGUAUUACCAG